ACUGUGUUCUGGAAGUUUUCAUAUGGGUUAACUGUAAAAUAUAAUUAUUUACAUUUUUUAUUUAUAUUUUUUAACCAAAAAUAGUUCAUCAUGAACGGUAAAUGACAUUACAAUAUUAGAAUAAUGUAUUUGUAAUCAUAUAUAAGUGUUUAGCAGCUGAAGGCUGAAAAGUUUCCUAUGAAAAAUAUGUGGAUAUAUUUUAAUAUUCUGAUCAYUUUCAUCAAGUUUUCAGGAAGUGCCUAGCAAGCAAAAAAAAAAUGAUUACAAGCAGUUUUAUAUUGGUGYAYGGUAGUAAUUGAUAGACAUCCAUGUCAGCUUUCUCGUGAAAUCAGUUCGCUACGCUUUGUGUUAURUCAAGMAACAAACCUCGGGAUAAAACACAGAGACCAUGCCCUUUUUUGACAGUUUUGAAAAAAGGGUAAUAAUUUACUACAUCGUUUGAGUCGCAAAAACCUGUUUGAGAUGUAAACAAAGAAUCAGACGACCAUGACAUACCAUCAAGAGGAAUUGAAUAAUUUCAAACUUUGCGAUAUCAUACAAACAGGAUGUAAGGGAUUAAGGGAUAUCUUUAGAGAUGAGUGGCUUUGGAGUAGGAAAAGUAAAUGGAAUGACACGCAAUACGAUCGCGAUGCUCUUUACAAUUCAAUGCUGAGUAAAUUUCCUUUAAGCAAAGACUUAGAAAAAUUCAGGUAUACGAGAAUCGAGGAAUGGGACUGCACGGUGCUAUGCGGCGCCAUUUUGUCCCUCCAUCCACCCUAUGAAUUGUCAAGAGCAGUAUUUGCACUGAAGAAAAUUCGAAAUGAGUAUUCCCACAAUCCAAUAUUAAAGCUCUCCGAUCAUGACCUGCAUUCCAAAGCUAAAACUAUUGCAGAUAACUUUGAACGUAUCGGCUUUCCCGAGAUCGCUGAAGAAGUACGAUUUAUAGUAAGUCAGAAGCAAUUUGCUAAAAGACCAACUUCGCUGGAGAACGCGGACCCCAUUAAAAUCUGCAACCUUCCUCUCCCUCCUUCUCAUGAGUACACGUACAGAGAGCACGAGGUUGAAGAUGUGUCAAGUCGACUAAGACAGCUUCAAAUGUCAAAUUCGGAUGAUGGCGCAGUCAGUGUCUUCUACAUCUAUGGAAAUGCAGGAUGCGGAAAGACACAAGUUGCACGGCAAUUUGGAUUAAAGCAUUAUAAAUCCAAUGGAGUUAAAGUUAUUGCGACCCUCAACGCCGAGGACACAACAACGAUGGUUGACUCAUUCGGUAAGCUUGCUUCUGAUCUCGGCUGUGAUGAAGAAAAGGUUAGCAACGCUAUGCAAGUCUUAGAUGUGGAAAAGAGCAAAAAGAGUCUGAAGAUUUUGUCCAAUUUAGUUCGUUUACGAUUAAAGCAUCAUUCAUGGCUUCUUAUCGUUGAGAACAUCACAAAGAGUGCCAGUUUCAAGGAGUACUGGCCCCAGCCCGGUGAUCUUACUUGGGGCUGUGGUCAAGUGGUUGUUACGACCCAAGACAAGAGAAGUGUCCCUAGCAAAAACAGGUUCACUGAUAGUUUAUGCCUUAGCAACGGGAUGAACAAGAAAGAUGCUGAACAUCUUUUAAUUUCUGUAUCCAACGUCCAUGCAGAUAACAUAUCAGAGGUUCUGGACGCGCUCAACGGUCAACCACUGGCUCUUGCUAGCGCAGCGGUAUACGUGAAAGAGGCUGGUGUAAGCUGGAAAGAGUACGUGACCAAACUCAAGGAUGGUAAGCACGAAUACACUGACCAACUCUACCUGGAAACAAGCUCUGGAAACUAUGGUAAAACCAUGACAAAUGCCGUGAUGAUGUUCUCACGAUACAUGUGGGACGACGACCCAGUUUUGAAGAAAGCGUUUACGUUUCUUGGAUUCUGCGCACUGGAACAGCCAGUASCACUGGAACUUGUUGUCCAGUAUGUUAUACAAUGUGACUCCAAACUGGAUGAAGGGGUUGUUAGGGGCAAGCUAAAAUCUUGCUCACACUUGCUUCUCGAUGACAUCAAAGGAGAAACUGUUGACAAGCUCAUCGCACGACAUCAGGUYGUUCAGCGCAGUUUUGAAAGCUUGGUCAAGGAAAGCCUGUCAGAAAGUUCAUCUUAUCUUAGAACACUUUCAGGUAUUUUAAUGGCGUUCCAAAGUUACUACAAACCAUUGGACAAGUCAUGGGAUGCAUCAAGUGUCAUGAGGAAGAAGAUGUGGUUCCACCAUUUAACAAAGAUGGCAGAUUGCAUUGCUGAAAAUCCGGAAGGAUUUCUCAAUCUCGAAAAGAACAUGAUGCCUGAAGAUUGCCUCGAAGAACUUGGCCAUUUUUGCCUUACCUACGACAAACACAAAACCUCUCUAAURUUUUUCGAGUUGUCACUUAAAAUAAGCGAAAAAGCGUAUGGAAAGACGCAUUUGAAAGUUGCUCUCACAAAAAGUAAGUUGGGCAACUGUCAUUUGCACCUUGGCAGUGGGGAUGAAGCUGAGAAAUGCUGUUCAGAUGCGUUAACAAUUCUAGAGAGCUUACCAUCCGAAGACAGCGAAAAGAUGGUCAGUACUGCACAAGUCCUAACCACUCUAGGACUGGUUCACGAAAGAAAAGGAAAUUUAGUGGAGUCGAAAGCUUCCUUAACGAACGCUCUUCAAAUACUUGAAGGUCAUCCAAAGUCCGACCCCGAAAUGAAGGCUCUGGCAUUUAAUUCUUUAGGAACUAUUGCAUACAGACUUGGUGAUUUUYAUGGCUCCUACGACAAUCUACAAAAGGCAUUGUUCUUGCGCAGAAAGCUAAAUAACCCAAAGAUAUCGCAGUCUUUGUGCAACUUGGGAUUUGUAGCCUCUGAAAUUAAUAAAGCAGAAGAGGGUGAGAAGUUACUCGAAGAAGCCUUCACCAUCGCAGCAUCGAUGUACGACAAUGAUAACAGCAUACUAGCCUAUAUAUACUGCAAUAAAGGAAUCGUAUGUCGACGGUUGGGAAAAUUGGAUGACGCCAAACAAUACAGUCUGGAAGCUUGCGAAACUUUUCGGCGUAUUGGAGAAGAUUUAAUCAACGUAGCCGAGUCUACWGAUUAUCUAGGAAUGGUGUAUUAUGAACGACAAGAAUACGCAGAAGCCAAGGAAUGCCAUGAAAAUGCCAUUGAUAUCUGGAAUAAGGAAACUGGAGGCAAGGUUCAUCCCAAACUCGGUCGAUUUGAGAGAAAUUUAGGAACUGUCUUGGAGGCAACUGGGGAGCCCGAUCUGGCAUUGGUGCACUACAACAGGUCCCUGAAGAUAAUGGAAACGUGUGGAGAUAGUCAUCCCGAAGUAGCAAUGGUCUUGGAAAAAAUUGCAUCUGUUCAAAUCAAACUGGGAAACAAUGUAGAAGCACAGAAAGACCGCGCUCUUCAGAUCCGGAGGAAUCAAAAAGGUUUAAAACGACCAAUUCGGCAAUACCAAGUUCAAGAAAAUCAAAAUGCAAAGGUGUCAAGAAGUUCUUCAACAUGCUUAACGGAAACACAGCAAGGUGGGCUGCCUGUGCUGCCACAGGAAACCCAACAAGGUGGGCAUGUACUUACUCAGCAUAUCCUAUGAAGUCAGGGUGGUUGGUGUUGAUGUACGCUAAUUCUAGCUCCACAAAUGUAUCAAUCUAAACAGGGAAAAAGGGAAUGAAGAAAGGAAUGGUUGAAUGGGAAGAAAGAGGGAAAAAGGAAGUGGAAAAUGAUAAAUGGGAUUKAAGGAUUUUAUAUGAAUGAAUAAGAAACAGGAAAACAAAAAGAGAAGGGAAAGAAAGUAAAACAAGAAAGAGAAAGAAACUAACUAGUCAGAGAGUAAUGAUAAUUACAGGGAAAUGUACCUGUGUUUUUGACUUGAUCUCUCCUUUUCGUAUGUGAUCAAUAACGAUCCUCUCCACUUCAUCCCUUAGUAAAGGAUAUUUUGUCAU
This is a messenger RNA of Exaiptasia diaphana, 3895 nucleotides long. RefSeq lists its product as uncharacterized. The record is from RefSeq and is a predicted model, not a curated record. The transcript is spliced from 5 exons. NCBI's taxonomy places the organism in Eukaryota, Metazoa, Cnidaria, Anthozoa, Actiniaria, Aiptasiidae. Gene Ontology annotation, molecular function: protein binding. The coding region runs from base 487 to 3546 and encodes 1019 amino acids.